Capsaspora owczarzaki ATCC 30864 is the source of this 3275-nucleotide messenger RNA. RefSeq lists its product as hypothetical. The coding region runs from base 35 to 3136 and encodes 1033 amino acids. Gene Ontology annotation, molecular function: RNA polymerase II cis-regulatory region sequence-specific DNA binding; DNA-binding transcription factor activity, RNA polymerase II-specific. Gene Ontology annotation, biological process: regulation of transcription by RNA polymerase II. Gene Ontology annotation, cellular component: nucleus. The record is from RefSeq and is a predicted model, not a curated record. The transcript has a single exon. Lineage: Eukaryota; Filasterea; Ministeriida; Capsasporidae.
UUUUGCUUUGUUGCUUUCUUCAGAGUGAGCAACGAUGGGUCUCAAGCGACGCAGCCACGAGGAGGAGGCGGUCGGAGCAUCAGCAACGCCGUCCACAGCCACAACGACCGCAGCCGCCGCCGCUCUUCCGACUACACGCACAAGCUCAAGCACCGCGCAGGCCACGAGCAGCAGUCGCAGCAGUGGUGGCGCUGGACCAGCAGCUGCAGCGCACGCAUCCAAGAAGGCGCGCUUGGACGACGCUCCCGCUCAAGGUGCUCAAGGUGCCCCAGCAGCGACGCCAGCCUCGUCGUCGUCGUCGUCAGUGGUCACGAAAACACCAGCUGCAUCCGCUGGCAAGAGCGUGGUGGCGGACGCUGCUGCUGCCUCGACUCCUGCUGCUGCUGCUGCUGCUCCAGCGAGCACCAAGCGCCGACCUUGGGAACAUGUGGACUCUGCAGCCACCAAGUCACAGCCAACGCCGGUCACUGCGAGCGCUGCAGAUGCUGAGGGAGUCGUCGUUCCUAUGACGAUCGACGCUACUGCUGGGGCUGCUGCUGCGAGUCCAGCGGCAGCGCCAACAACGCAGACUGCACCAGCGCGCGGCCGCAAGCCAGCUCGGCCGUGGGAGAAGGCUGCCGCGACCGCCGCCGUGCCUGAGAGUACCCCCACAGCCGAUACGACUCUGGCUGCUACUGUCGAGACAGCAGCCGCGAGUGGCAGUGCCACCCCGACACGCAAAAACCGCCCUUGGGACAAGUCGACUCCCAAAUCACAGCCACCACCACUCUCUGCCCCUGCAGUACAGGCCCCUGCUCCAGAUGAGCCGCGGAUUGUGCCUUCGAUGCAGGCCAUUGUGAAUGCUCGUGUGUCGCAUAAAACCAUGCUGGUCGCCGCCGCCGCUGUCGCCAACUAUGCGAAUUCUCCGGGCCUCUUGCCAACCCCAACAGAGGCCAGUCUUGUCACAAGCGUUGCUCAGGUCGUGAGGAAGCGGGCAGCAGCAGCAGCAGUUGUUGCUGCCGCGGCAUCGGCGGCGUCUGCAUUGGCAUCAACGGCGUCCCCGUCCUCGUCUGCAUCGUCAAAGCGAGCGUCGACCAAGAUCAACACACCCGAAAUCGAAUCCACCGCUGCCCCCAAGUCGUCCAAAUCCUCCCCUCGCUCCAAGCAAGCGCGCGAUGCAACCAAAUCAUCAGCACCAUCCAGCAACGGCGACUCUUCGCCUUCGACGACGACUCCUGCUGCUGCUACUGCUGCUACUGAUUCCGGCGCCACUCGCGGACUCUCCACCUUCAACCUCCCGAUGAACGCCACUCCAGCGCAACUCUUGCACGUGCAUCACAAUUCUCGAUUGAAGCCUGCUCCAGACAGUGCCGAGCUGCUGCCCGAUCGACUGAAUGCAGAGGACCGAGCACAGUACUUGAAGGAAGGUCGCCUCGAGCUUGGCAAGUGGCACCAGGAGCACGACCAACAGGUGCUCGCCAACAUUGACGCAUACCUGGCCAGCAACUCUUCGGUAACGCUGACGUCCAUCCUCAUGGACGCCGAUGCGCGCGCAGAGCAUUACGGACCACUUUUCCGUGCUGCCGCGCGUGGCACCAAGCGCUGCAUCGGCACAGUGCGUGAUCGCGUCUUCCGAUUGCUGGCGCGUAACAGCGACACUUUCAAAAAGCCCUUUAGUCCAGCAGACGACCAGCGCUUGCGCGAUCUUGUCGAUCAGCACGGUCGAAACUUCGCUCACAUUGGCCUGCUGAUGGGUCGUGCUACGCAUGCCGUGAGUGAUCGCUAUCGCCUCGUCCAGCAAGACACGCGCCAGGGUGUCUGGACGGAACCCGAGGAGCAUCGAUUGGUGGAUGCUGUGCGCGCCUUGCACCCCGAGAUUCUCGAAGGCCAAGGCGGCGUGACGGCGCUCACCGUGGGAUCUGCCGUGUUCACGGGCGGUACACGGUCGUGGAAUGAAAUUGCCAAGCUUGUGCACACUCGCAACACGCGCCAAUGCCGUGAAAAGUGGAAUGAUUGGGUUUCCACGAACGAAAUUAUCGACCGCGUAAAGGCCGGUGCUGCCCGAAUUUUCACCACUGCCGGUCUCAACAAGUCUGAAGACGAGCGUUUGCUGGAUGCCCUGCUGCAGCAGCCAGGUGAAAUUGUUGCCAAGGUCGACUGGCGCCAGCUUGCCACCAAAGGCUUCACACUGAGUGGCCAAGCUCUGCGCGUCCGCUUUUUGGCGUUCGUGCAGCGUGCUACGGCCUUGGGUUUGCCGCCAACGGACAAGAUCAAACCAGUGAUUGAGUUUGUCAAGAAGCAUAACAUGCUGGCCAUCAAGCGCAGCGCCACCAAAUACAAGUCAGACACGUUUGUCGACAGCUCGGACGACAGCGAUGCGGACAGCGGGAACGAGGCCGACUCUGACAGCAGUGACGGCGAGGACGAGCCCGAAGCGUCGUCGUCGUCGUCGUCGUCCGCUGCCACGGCCAUGGACACUGCGCCACUUGCUACGAAGGCGACCAAAACGAACGGCAAGGCCAGCAAAUCGGCCGCCACGCCAAUGCAAGUGGAAACUGCAAACAAGAAGCUGCCGGUGCAGUCCGAUUCGUCUCUUUCAUCGUCGUCGUCAUCCUCUUCGUCUUCGUCUUCUUCGUCGGAGUCCGAGGCAGAAGAGGCGCCCAAAGCUCGAGCGAACGGAAAGCAAGCGGCGGUCGUAACCAAUAAGCCUGUUUUGUCAUCGGCGUCCUCAGACACGUCCUCUGCAUCUUCUUCUUCUUCUUCCUCCUCCUCUUCCUCUUCCUCUUCUUCUGAUUCUGACAGCGACGAGCCAGCCCGAACAGCGGCAUCUAAAAAGCCUGCUGGCAAACAGCCCCCGAGCAAAAAAGCAGCCUCUUCUUCCUCCUCCUCCGCUUCCUCUUCCUCGUCAUCCUCCUCCUCCUCCUCCUCCUCUUCUUCUUCUUCGUCAGACUCGGAUUCGGACGACGACCGCCCGGUGCGCCGAAAACGCGGUCCGUCUCAAAUGAUGAAAGAGUUGCAGCAGCGAGCGAAAACGCAGGCGAAGCGGGUUGCUUCCGAGGACGAAGGCAGUGAGCCCGAGUUUGAGCAAGCUACCGCGAGCAAGGCCAAGGCCCCUCUUUCGAAGCCAGGGAAGAAACCAAAGGCCAAGAGCAAGUAGUUGCCUCAAAUCAUGUUCUGGAAAAGGAUGAUGUUCUCUUUGAUGUCAGUUUUUAACUUCCACAAACGAUUCAUUCAUAAACCAACCAACCAACAAGAACACAAAGAGGUGAACCAAAGUACAGAGAUGUGAAACAAAG